This is a messenger RNA of Fusarium odoratissimum NRRL 54006, 831 nucleotides long. RefSeq lists its product as uncharacterized. Gene Ontology annotation, molecular function: oxidoreductase activity, acting on the CH-OH group of donors, NAD or NADP as acceptor. The record is from RefSeq and is a predicted model, not a curated record. Bases 1 to 831 code for a protein of 276 amino acids. Lineage: Eukaryota; Fungi; Ascomycota; Sordariomycetes; Hypocreales; Nectriaceae. The transcript has 2 exons.
AUGGCAGCCGACAGUCUCUCUCUUGAUGGAAAGAUAGCCAUAGUUACUGGCUCUGGCCGAGAAAACGGCAUCGGCGCAGCUAUAGCCGUAACAUUGGCACGCAGUGGAGCAGCCGUCACCAUCCACUACGUGAGCGAUUCUGUGACCAAGAGAGCCCAUGCCGUCGCCCAAGGUAUAAGAGCAGAUGGCGGUAAAGCAGCCGUUGUCCAAACCUCGAUCGAAACCCCCGAGGGUGCUCAACAUCUGGUUAAGGAGACUUUGAGAGCAUUCAACACCGACCAUGUCGAUAUUCUGAGUACGUAUGGCCACGACAAGUCACCGCCAAACCCUAACUUGUCAUCUGUAGUCAACAAUGCAGGAGUACCGUUCUUUGGCGAGACAUUAGCAGUCCACCCUAAGCAAUUGACUGAAGUACUCGACGUCAAUAUCAAGGGCCCAAUUUUCGUCGCCCAGGCCGUUGUACCUCUCAUUGCCCCCGGCGGUCGUAUUGUGAACAUCAGUCCAAUCGCGUCCAAGCUUGGCGACGAUUACAUCCCAGUAUACGGUGCUUCCAAGGCUGCUCUGGACAGUCUUACGUGGUCAUGGGCCAAGGAGUGGGGACGCAGCAAGGGCAUCACGGUCAACGCAGUCGCCCCUGGCCCCGUCUUGACUGAUGCAAUCCCUGCAGCCAUAGCCGAUGAAUUCCAACGGCCCUCCAUCGAGAUCACACGAGCCGCUAAUAGGGCUGGUACCGCGAAGGAUAUCGCUGAUGCUGUACUUUUGCUGGUUUCUGAGAAGGCGAGAUGGAUUACGGGACAGUACAUCUCUGUUAGUGGUGGAGUCACCAACUGA